This is a messenger RNA of Oncorhynchus nerka (sockeye salmon), 1452 nucleotides long. Its product is annotated as U4/U6 small nuclear ribonucleoprotein Prp4-like. The record is from RefSeq and is a predicted model, not a curated record. Gene Ontology annotation, biological process: mRNA splicing, via spliceosome. Gene Ontology annotation, cellular component: U4/U6 x U5 tri-snRNP complex. Gene Ontology annotation, molecular function: protein binding; U6 snRNA binding; U4 snRNA binding. The transcript has 7 exons. Lineage: Eukaryota; Metazoa; Chordata; Actinopteri; Salmoniformes; Salmonidae. Bases 1 to 1086 code for a protein of 361 amino acids.
AUGAAGCUCCGCAAAGCAGGCAUUGAGGCUGUCCACAUCAACUGUUUGCUGUUGGAGUCACUUUUUCUCGCUCGCUUUCUGCACUCAGUCACAGUAUCCAUUGACGAUAUAGAGGUUAAAGCUUGCUUACGGCCCUUGGGGAGCCAAUCGCACUGUUUGGUGAGGGGCCUGCUGAGAGAGGAGAGAGAACACCUACUUGGGGGCCAUCUGUUUCCAUCCUCAGGCCACAACACCUACGUGGGGGCCAUCUGUUUCCAUCCUCAGGCCACAACACCUACGUGGGGGCCAUCUGUUUCCAUCCUCAGGCCACAACACCUACGUGGGGGCCAUCUAUUUCCAUCCUCAGGCCACAACACCUACGUGGGGGCCAUCUGUUUCCAUCCUCAGGCCACAACACCUACGUGGGGGCCAUCUGUUUCCAUCCUCAGGCCACAACACCUACGUGGGGGCCAUCUGUUUCCAUCCUCAGGCCACAACACCGACGUGGGGGCCCAUCUGUUUCCAUCCUCAGGCCACAACACCUACGUGGGGGCCAUCUGUUUCCAUCCUCCGGCCACAACACCUACGUGGGGGCCAUCUGUUUCCAUCCUCGGGCCACAACACCUACGUGGGGGCCAUCUGUUUCCAUCCUCGGGCCACAACACCUACGUGGGGGCCCAUCUCUUUCCAUCCUCAGGCCACUCUGACUAUGUGCUGCCAAUGGCACCGUCAAACUCUGGAGUCUGUACAGUGAGGAGCCUGUCGCUGACAUCGAGGGCCACUCCUGAGGGUAGCGCGAGUAGCCUGGCACCCCUGUGGAUGCUUCCUGGGCACCACCUGGCCCAGGAGGAGAUCCUGCACCAGGAGGGACACAGUAAAGGAGUCCACGACCUGCACUUCCACCCGGACGACUCUGGUAGGCACUGGAGAUUUACAGCAUCGACUUCUCUCCCAACAGCCAAUGACGGUCACUUCCUCCUGACCGGGGCCUGUGACAACACAGCCAAGGUGUGGACCCAUCAGGGCGGGCCACGAGGGCAAGGUGAUGGGCGUGGACAUGCCACCUGCUCCUACGACCGCACCUUCAAACUCUGGAUGUCAGAGUGAGCAGGGGAGGGAGUAUCACCCAUAGAAAGAGAAUGGCAUUCUAUGGUACCUUCUUUUUCUAUGGUAAUACCGAACUGUCAUCCCAUACAAAUAGAAGAUCAUAAAAUAUUAGCAUUUUCACAAUUGACGGAUAAGUCUUUGAACAUCCUAAAUAUUCUGAAUUGUACACUUGUCUGAUUUACAUUUAGUAGAUGGUUAAAUUAUUAUUGAACAACAACGUUAGUCUCUUGAUGUCUACAACUUUGAAGCUGUCCUUUCUCCCAGAUAAUUUGUUAAAUAAUAUGUUUUAGGUGAUUUGUAAACAUGAGUCAGUUGGUGUCAGAAGUCGAUCCUUUUGUCUAGUUUUUAAUAAAAACGAUAACUCCA